Guillardia theta CCMP2712 is the source of this 1882-nucleotide messenger RNA. RefSeq lists its product as hypothetical. The record is from RefSeq and is a predicted model, not a curated record. The transcript has 5 exons. Bases 480 to 1814 code for a protein of 444 amino acids. Lineage: Eukaryota; Cryptophyceae; Pyrenomonadales; Geminigeraceae.
UCCCUCCUCCGCCUCCUCCCACCAUGAACACAUCCAUCUCAUCCUCUCCUCCUUUCCUCUCAUCCUCCUCCUUCCAUGCUCCCGUCCCCUCGCUCUUGCUGCUCCCAGCAUCGAUCCGUUGGCUCAUGCCGCUCGUGUGUGCGACAUUCCUCGCUCGUUCCUCUGCCCGUUGAGUCUUCCCCAUGUCUUGUACGUCUUUCCCCUGUCUGACUUUGAUUUGUUGGAUCCCUGUAAUGUCCACCUGCCGAUUCGUCUCUGCCGGAACUUCCCUGUGUCUCAAUCCCUAGACUUUUAGUCCAGCCUGCCUACCUCCGUGUCCUCAAAGUUUGCGAGCUUUCUCUGGAUGUAACUGAGUCUGUGACUUCGUGUCCUUCAACCUUGUUCAUUCUCAUGAUCACGUUGCCAAUGCUGCUCCUUGGCACUUGAAAGAUGUCCAUGGUUGACCUACUUUUUGCGCAGGUAACCACAGAGGUUGAAAUAUGGCCGAUAAGAUGAACGUCUCCUUCAACAAGCUCUUCGGCGACACUUUGUGCAGGAACGAACCUGGCAACGAGGUUGGAACCAAGCACGUCCUGGAGGGGAAGCAGUAUGUCGGAAUUCUGUUUGGCGCGUCGUGGUCGGGCUCCUGCAAGCAGUUCAUGCAGCCGCUGCAACAAGUCUACAAGAAGCUCAUCGAGGAGAAGGGAAAGUCGUUCGAGUUGGUGUACGUGCCUGCCACCGUCCCCGGCCGUCCAGAAGAAGACAAGGAGGCGUACAAGGAGCUGCUGGCCAUGGCGUCCUGGCUUGCUGUGCCUCUCCACAGGAAGUCGGUGCACAAGAAGCUCACCCGCAGGUUUCAAGUGCGACAGAUCCCCAUGCUGGUGCUGCUGGACAGCAACGGCUCGACGGUUCACCGGGACAUCACUCCUGCCGUCACCCACAUCGUCGAGGAUGCCGACGGCGACUCUUUCGCUGACCAGUUUCCAUGGGCUGAGAAGAGGAAUACCAACGUGAAGGAGAUGCUGGGAGACGUGUUUGUCAAGGGCGAUGGGUCUCAGGUCUCAGUCAAGGAGCUGGACGGCAAGCACGUCGGCAUCUUGUUCUCGAUGGGUUGGCAUUACCAGUGCAAGGGGUUCCAUCAGAUGCUGGACUACAUGUACGAGAAGCUCAAGGAGCAGGGCAAGGCGUUCGAAGUGAUCGACAUGGAUUUCUCUCCGAACGUGCCAUGGCUGUGCAUGCCACAAACAGCCCACGAGGCGAAGCAGAAGCUCGGAGAGGCGUUCCGCAUCGAGAAAGUUCCUUCCAUGGUCGUCAUCGACCCAGACGGCAACGUCGUGACGACCGAGGGCGUCGAGAUCGUCAACAAGGACACGGACGGAGAUUGCUUCCCCUGGACCCCGAAGCCCCUCUACGACCUCUCCACGCUCGAGCCUGAGAUCCUAGGAGAGAUGAACGAUACCGUCACGUGCGUCCUCCUCUGCGAAGGCUGCGACGAGGCGACCAAGGCAGCGAUGGCGGAGGCAAUGCUGCCUGUGGCGGAGGAGGCCUUCUGCGCUGCCAAGAUGAGCGGGUGCGAAGCUGGAAUGCUCUUCUUCACUGCCACGGAGACGAGCGACGUCGUUUACCAGCUGCGCCUCUCCUGCGAGCUCAACGAGCCGACCAGCACCCCCCAGCUGGUGAUCCUCGACAUUCCCGACUCGGGGGCGUACUACGUGUUCGAUGGGGACGACCUGAGCACGGAGAACAUCCGGCAGUUCAUCGAGGACUACGACAACGAGCGGCUGGAGAGGAAGGAGCUGCAAGAGGACGAGGAGGAAGCCGGUGAGGGCCAGUAGAGGAUGAACAAGUUUAACAUAUCAGAUAUGUGCCGUGGCAGUCGAUUCUAAAGGUUCUUAUAUGCUCC